Messenger RNA from Bufo gargarizans (Asiatic toad), 1431 nucleotides. RefSeq names its product DNA damage inducible transcript 4 (gene DDIT4). Gene Ontology annotation, cellular component: cytoplasm. Gene Ontology annotation, biological process: negative regulation of TOR signaling; apoptotic process; response to hypoxia. Bases 206 to 865 code for a protein of 219 amino acids. Gene Ontology annotation, molecular function: 14-3-3 protein binding. Lineage: Eukaryota; Metazoa; Chordata; Amphibia; Anura; Bufonidae. The record is from RefSeq and is a predicted model, not a curated record. The transcript is spliced from 3 exons.
UCCAGUGAUGGUAACUCGGACUAGUGCGCUCAGCUGGGGAACAUUGCAGCUGCGAGCGCACGGUUUUAGCACUUAAGUCAAUAUUUCAUUGGGAAUUUAUUUUUUAUUUAAUACCUUUUCUGCGGUUUAUCAAGCGGUUUCCAUCCAGCUUCAUUCCGAGCACUUGGUUACUUGUUUUUUGCACAAGCUCUCCAAAGCAUCAGUCAUGCCUGCCAGGGGUGGUAUCUUCUACACUCUUCCAAUGUCUCUUCCACCACCAAUCGUUGAAGAACCCAGGGACCUCUGGGAUGGACAGUGUGUGGACUUGUCUCAAAGAUGUUCCAGUGUUUCCAGUUCUGACUGUGAAUCCCUUACAAGCAGCGACUCCUUCUCUGAACCCGACUUUGAUGACUUUGAAAACAUUUCCAUACCAGACUCUGAGCUCCUCUGUGACCCUGAAGGAGAACAACUGUGUCCUAGUCUACUCAAGAUGAUAAAAAGAAGCCUGAACAAAGCCAACAUUAACUCCUUGAGAUGUUCCAAGCUCCUCCUCCCCGAUGAUCUUCUUUGCCAUUUGGGCCAAGAACUGAUGCAUCUAGCAUACAGCGAGCCUUGUGGACUCAGGGGUGCACUUAUUGACCUUUGUGUGGAGGGCGGCAAGGACUGUCACACCGUGGCACAGCUGGCGGUUGAUCCAUCUGUAGUACCUACUUUCCAGAUGACCAUCUUGUUUAAAUUGGACUCUAGGUUGUGGCCUAGAAUUCAGGGACUCUUCAGCACCAAACCAGUCCCGGGGUCUGGGCAGUCCUUGAAACUCAGCCCUGGGUUCAAGGUUCUUAAGAGGAAACUGUACAGUUCUGAAGAGCUUAUAAUUGAAGAAUGUUAAGAUGUUUGAUGUACUGACAUUGUCUGUAACAUGGGCUACUGCAAUCACAUGCAGGUUUAAUGGGGUCUACAAUUGCUGACUGUGGCACCUUUUUAAGGGUGAUAAGUGUGUGUGUUUUGUUCUUUUCUUCUUACAGAAAGUAUUUUAGAUGGUUAACCCCUGUGUUGCCAAGUUCCUGGGGUUUUUUUUUUCUGUUUUUUUUUCUGUCUGGUGACAUGGGGGUUUACCUUCCACUGCUAAGUUUAAUGAGCAACCUUUGCUGUGCAUGGAUUUCUGCACUGAUAAUGACAUGAUCGUGUACAUGGUGAAGCUUUGAGUUUAAUAUUUCGGGGGGGGGGGGGGGGGGGUGUUAGCUCACAAUUGUGACUACAUUUGCAGUGGGAUGCACAAAAGUAUUGAAGUUUAGUAUUAAGUGCACUGGGCGUACUGCAAUUAUUUUUUCUUUGUAUGCUUUGGCAGCUGGUCUGCACUAAAGGUGGUCCGGUUCUACCUCUUAUAGAGGGUGAGUUGUUAACUGAAAACCCAAAGUACAAUUUAUUUUUGGGACCAAUUUUUUUUUUUUUUUU